Molecule: messenger RNA, 2208 nt
Organism: Trifolium pratense (red clover)
Lineage: Eukaryota; Viridiplantae; Streptophyta; Magnoliopsida; Fabales; Fabaceae
Product: beta-1,4-xylosyltransferase IRX14-like
Exons: 3
Coding region: 340-1860 (506 amino acids)
Biological process (GO): glucuronoxylan biosynthetic process; plant-type secondary cell wall biogenesis
Cellular component (GO): Golgi membrane
Molecular function (GO): galactosylgalactosylxylosylprotein 3-beta-glucuronosyltransferase activity; xylosyltransferase activity
Source: RefSeq, a predicted model, not a curated record
GAUUCAAACACGAGCUAAGCUCAUGUGACGAUAGCAAAUUAAUCUAUGUGUCUGCAUUUGAACCCAAUUCUUACAUAUGAUAUAUAGCAGAUGUCUCUGCCAAUUUAGCUAAAUUUGUCAUAGACUAAUUUGUCUGGAGUAUAAAAUCCCAGCUAGUUUAUCCCUUAAACUCAAAGAAAUGUUAGCUGAUUAAACAACAACACUACCAAACUACAAAAAGACACUACCAUCUUCUUCUCCAACCUUGCAACAACAUAGUUGCUACAAAAAGCAAAGUCGAACAUAUAUUAAUAAUAUCACAUUAAUUUCUUUACACAAUUUGUGUCUAAGAAACAAAAAAUGAAGCUCUCAACGUUACAACAGAGUUACAUUAACCGUCGAACAAACAGUUUCAGAGGAUCAACACAGUUAGAUUCGUCAACUGACGGCGCCGUUAAGUCACCGGCAACAAUUUUCUGGCUAGUUCUUCACGGCGUUUGUUGCUUAAUAAGUCUCGUUCUCGGUUUCAGAUUUUCUCGUCUUGUUUUUUUCUUCCUUUUUUCAACUUCAUCUAACAAUAUCUACACUGUUCCGUUUAACUCCGACGCCGGAAUCACUAUUCCGGUAGAAACUCAACUGAAUCAUAUCAAUAGCUUGAAUCGAACGGCUGUUGUUGCUAGUAGAGUGGUGGUCGGUCGACACGGGAUCCGAAUUCGGCCAUGGCCGCAUCCGGAUCCUGUGGAAGUAAUGAAAGCGCAUGGAAUUAUUGAAAGAGUUCAGAAAGAACAAAAAGCUUUGUUUGGUGUGAAGAACCCUAAAACGGUUAUUGCGGUUACACCGACUUAUGUGAGGACUUUUCAAGCGCUUCAUUUGACCGGUGUGAUGCACUCGCUGAUGUUGGUACCAUACGAUCUGAUUUGGAUUGUGGUGGAAGCUGGUGGUGUUACAAAUGAGACUGCUUCUCUUAUAGCUAAGUCUGGACUUAGAACUAUUCAUGUUGGGUUUCAUCAGAGAAUGCCAAAUUCUUGGGAUGCUAGACAUAAAGUUGAAUCUUUGAUGCGUCUUCAUGCUUUGAGGAUUGUGAGAAAAGAGAGGCUGGAUGGAGUUGUGAUGUUUGCUGAUGAUAGUAAUAUGCAUAAUAUGGAGCUGUUUGAUGAAAUUCAGAAUGUGAAAUGGAUUGGUGCUGUUUCGGUUGGAAUAUUGCUUCAUUCAGUUGAUGCUGCUGAGAUUUCUUCGUUGGUUCAAAAAGAAGGAGAGGAGGAUACCAUGCCAAUGCCGGUGCAAGGUCCUGCUUGUAAUGGUACUGAUAAGUUGGUCGGAUGGCACACCUUCAAUUCAUUGCGAUAUAGUGGAAAGAGUGCGGUUUACAUUGAUGAUCGGGCACCUGUGUUGCCGAGAAAGCUUGAAUGGUCUGGGUUUGUGUUGAAUUCCAGGUUGCUUUGGAAGGAUGUUGAUGAUAAGCCAGAGUGGAUUAAGGAUCUUGAUGCAUUGGAUGGGGAUGGUGAGGAGAUAGAGAAUCCACUGUCCUUGCUCAAGAGUACCACUGUGGUAGAACCACUAGGGAGUUGUGGACGCCAUGUUUUGCUUUGGUGGUUGCGGGUUGAAGCUCGCACAGACAGCAAAUUCCCUGCUCGAUGGAUAAUUGACCCUCCUUUGGACAUCACGGUUCCAUCAAAACACACUCAAUGGCCAGACGCUCCUCCUGAACUCCCGUCUAAUGAUGAAAAAGAGAAAGUGUUCGCUGGCACAGAAGAACAAUCGAACAAGCACACUACAAAGACGAAAACAUCCAGAUCCAGACGCAGUAGAAGUAAGAGAAAGCAUGACACCAAAGUGAUUGGUGUACAGGUCUCUACACAUUCUGAACAAACUGAGAUAUGAAUUACUGCAUCUGAGAAUUUACUGCCUUGUGUUUAUACGAGACUGCUGGCCUUCAGCGACAAGAAGCUGAUUUCUUCCUGGAUACAUAAAUCAUUCGCGAAGCUUUUAUGGUUGGCCCGCAGUAAUAUGUGCAUUUGAAUCCGAUUUUCACCCAUUUUUUACAUUUCUUUUAUUAUUUUUUCUUGGAGGAGCUAUACAUCAGUUCAUAUGAAAGAUGAAAGGGAAAUAUCAACUUAGUUUUGCAGCAUUGGCUGUCUUGUGGGAAGCCUGUAUUCAAAUUUAUUUUAUGUUUAUACAUAUUAUUCUCAAUAGUAUUAUAAAUUCCAUUUUAUUCUUUCUUAUGCAGUA